Oryzias melastigma (Indian medaka) is the source of this 2640-nucleotide messenger RNA. RefSeq names its product C-reactive protein 1 (gene crp1). Bases 290 to 970 code for a protein of 226 amino acids. The transcript has 3 exons. The record is from RefSeq and is a predicted model, not a curated record. Lineage: Eukaryota; Metazoa; Chordata; Actinopteri; Beloniformes; Adrianichthyidae.
UCAGAAGUCUAAUGGUUUCUCUGGAAGUCAGAAGUCUGAAAGGGAUCAUGAGUCAGCAGCUUCCCUGAAAUCACCAAUGAAAAGACGUAAACAAGAAAACCGAAGAGUGUUUUUGGUGAAAUAACGCUGCUUCAGUCACGAGGGAGUGCAGCCCUCGCACACCGGGCCUUUUGUCUCGCUCCUUCAGAGCGCUGACAUCACAGCCUGCAUGUGCUAGGAGGGGAGAGCACCAAAGCAGUGCUGCUGGGACUGACCUUCCUGCACAGAGGAACCACAACGCUGCAUCAAAAUGAGUGUCAACAAUGUACUUCUCCUGAGUGUUGCUGUCAUGUUGUUGACUCCCUCCACCGCCACACAAGUGGGUUUGAAUGAGAAGGUUCUGGUCUUCCCCUAUGAGACGGACUUCAGCUUCGUGGCUUUGAUCCCACAGAAGAAAAUGGAGCUCCAGGCCUUCACCCUCUGCAUGCGCGUGGCCACUGAGCUGCCAGAGGAGCGGGAGAUCAUUCUGUUCGCCUACCGCACGGCCGACUACGACGAGCUUAACGUGUGGCGUGAAAAGGACGGGCGGGUGUCCCUUUACAUGAGCGGGGACGGCGCCUUCUUCCACCUCCCUCCCCUCACCACGUUCCGCUCCAGCCUCUGCCUCACCUGGGAGUCUCGCACCGGCCUCACCGCGUUCUGGGUGGAUGGCAGACGCAGCACCUACCAGGUCUACAAACCGGGUCACAGCAUCCGCCCGAAAGGCACCGUCCUGCUGGGGCAAGACCCGGAUAAACACCUGGGGGGGUUUGAGGCCACGCAGAGCUUUGUGGGGGAGGUGACUGACCUGAACAUGUGGGACUCUGUGCUCUCGAGGAGCAUGAUUCAGGCCUGGCACUACGGACACAAGGUGUCCAAGGGGAACAUCUUCGACUGGUCCAGCAUAGAGUACGAGCUGAACGGGAACGUGAUGGUGGUGCAUGACGACUGACUCCAGGAGAGGUCCGACACAGACAGGAGUCAGACUCUGGAGGCCGGUCUCGGUGUGGUGCUGAUGUGUUUUUGUCUUUCUUAGACUCAGACAGGAGCUUCUGUCUGUCCUGAAUUAACCCCUGGAUGUUUGGGUGAAUGGACAGAAGGAUUUAUGAUCAUUUGAUUUUAUUUUUGCAUGAUCUUCUAACAAAUAAAAAAAAAAUACUUCAAAUUUUCAAAAGCAAAUAUGCUCUUAAAAUUCAGCUAAACCCCUAAAACACUAAUAAAAGAUUAUUGUUAUAGUAUAAAAAAAUGAGGCCACAAAAUUUUUCACCUUAUGCUGGAAUAAUAACCAUCUUUUUUAUUAUCAUUAUUUAAAAUAGAUCGAAAGUAAGCUAUAAAAAAUAUUUGUAUUAAGUCAAAAAGUAACAGAAAUCGCUUUUCUUUUUAGAUAUAAAAUUAAAUUGUGUGUUACCAGAUGGUGGCGCUCUGCUCUAACAUCCAAAUGUAAAGAUUUUACUUUUAGUCUCAUACACUUCUGAGAUUUAUAAGACAAAGUUUAAAUUUGUACAAGUUGUGAAUAAAUAUGAACUAAAACAUGAUCCUGAGAGUUUUAAAGAAACUAUUGACAUCCUAUAAUAAGAGCUCAAAUGGAAUCAAAUAUUAUUUAGCAGAAUUAAAAAAAUAUUUCACGAUCAGCUUGAAUUAAAACCAUUGACGUGAAUGAUAAUGGACCGCUCAAACUCCCCCUUUUUCCGUGUUGCAAAUCGGAAGUACCCGCGGGUCGCAAGUAGCCCAAAGUCCCAUAGACUUCCAUUGAGAAACAGACUGUUAUUUCUCAAUCAUUUUAUUUGUCAGAAUAACCAUUGUUGCUCUGAUGUUUCCUUCUUAACACGCUCUUUCUAAUCCCAAUUUUUUUUAACGAUUUUUUUCCUUAUCGUCAUUUUUUUCAAGUUAUAAACUGACCAAUCAGAUGCCUCAGUAAUAGCAUGUGGCUCCCGCUGGCCCCGCCUCAAAUGUUGACAAAUUCCUCCAUGCCAUUUUUAGUGGGAGGGGUGUGGCCUUCAAACUAGCCAGAACAAGCUCACUCCUCAUUGGUUGACAGUACUUCCUGUAGAAACGUGACUCAGACUCGGAGUAAUCGCUGUCGACAGCUCUGGCGAGGACCGAAGGUGAUGCAUUUCCUAUGGGGGACCUCAACGCUUGUUAUGUCCAGUUCUAUUUAGACUUUCUAUGAUUAAAACUAGAAAAGUUGCAUUACCUGCGAUAAUGCUAGUGUGAAUGCCUUUUGCUGAAAAUAGUAGUUGCUGAAAAUGCUGAAGCUUUUUGCUGAAAAUGGUGAUGUAAUUUACUUUAAUUGCUAAAGGGAUUUGCUUAAAAUGCAAUUUGCUAUUUGCAAAUUGUCAAGUUUGCUAAUAGACUGGACACUUCAUAUGAAAGAGUGCUAAAGAUGAUCUAAAUUUCUGAAAAUUCUGUAGCAAAACUGCUUAAAAAUCCCUACUAUAUGCCAAUUUUGCAAAAGUAUGUAGUGUGUUGCUUAAAUAUGAGCUAAAUUCCAAAUUAGCCCCAAAACUUGUAGUAGAUUUCAAAUUAGCCCAAAAAAAAGCUAGCUCGUUACUUAAUACUAGCAAAACUCCAAAUUAGCCCAAAUAAUCUUAGUGGAUUUCAAAUUAGCAACAACAAAAAAAA